GGGAAUGGCUGUUCGAUGAUGGGUGGGUUGGGCUGCUUUGAGCGAACGGAGCGUUAAAGAGUUUUUAAUGUCCGCCAUGUUGGCCAUGGCGUACUGAACCACCGAUAGACAGGGAAGCCUCUGAAAAAAAGACCGAAAUAGAGCGAUCAAGAUCCGGGCCUUCCCGGCUCCGUUCGCGACGCCCUAACUUUAGCUUUAAUCAGUCGAACCGUAGAUGUCAGAAUAACCGCACAGAAUCAUCCAUGAAAGCUCAACUCGAAACCGAUGUGAAUUUAAGGAGAUCGGAUAGAUUUAUGUUGCAUCUCGAAUUUUAAAAAAUGAGUAAAUUGUCGUUUCGGGCACGGGCGCUGGACGCUUCCAAGCCACUACCCGUCUUCCGAUGUGAGGAUUUACCCGACCUGCACGAAUAUGCAUCUAUUAACCGGGCAGUGCCGCAAAUGCCGACGGGGAUGGAGAAAGAAGAGGAAUCGGAACACCAUCUCCAGAGAGCCAUGUCGGCCCAGUCAGUGUAUGGAGAGAAACACAACAUGGUCAUCCCCGUCCCGGAGGCAGACGGCAACAUCGCCUACUACGAGUCCCUCUACCCCGGGGAGUUCAAGAUGCCAAAGCAGCUUAUUCACAUACAGCCUUUCAGCCUGGACACGGAGCAGCCGGACUAUGACCUGGACACGGAGGAUGAGGCCUUUGUGAACAAGCUGAAGAAGAAGAUGGAGAUCACCUUCCUGCAGUUUGAGGAGAUGAUCGACCGACUGGAGAAAGGCAGUGGGCAGCAGGCGGUGAGCCUGCAGGAGGCCAAGCUGCUGCUGAAGGAGGAUGACGAGCUGAUCAAGGAGGUGUUUGACUACUGGACCAGGAAGAGGAAAAACAACCAGCACGACACUCUGCACCCCACUGUGAAGCAGGAGAAGAGGGACGGAUCCAGCACCUCAGACCCAUACGUGGCCUUCCGCAGGAGGACGGAGAAGAUGCAGACCAGAAAGAACCGUAAGAACGAGGAGGCUGGUUAUGAGAAGAUGCUGAAGCUGCGGAGGGACCUGAGCCGAGCCGUCACCAUCCUGGAGAUGAUCAAGAGGAGGGAGAAGAGCAAGAGAGAGCUGCUGCACCUCACCCUGGAGAUUGUAGAGAAGAGGAACGGCAUGUCCGACUUUGGUGGUGAGAUCAUGGCUGAAGUGCUGGCCCAGCGUGCACUGGACAAGCCUGCCCAUAUUAUCCCUCUGGUGCCGCUGACCAACAGCAACCAGUACAGACAUCAGGACCACAUGGAUCUCAAGGAGUACAAGUCCAAGCCGGAGAAGACCGAGGUCGUCAGGCAGAAGAGGAAGUAUGAGAAGAAGCCUAAAGUCUUACCCCUGUCAGCUGCUGCCCUCCACCACUCUGGUCCCUCUGUGUUCAAUGCUAAGGACGUCCACCAGUAUGACUUCCCCAGCUCAGACGACGAGCUGCACUCCCAGAUGCACUCAGGUUCCUCAGAAGCUGAGGAGGAGAACAACCCAGACGGUUCUUUUGCCUUCCGGAGGAAAGCAGGCUGUCAAUAUUAUGCUUCUCGGUUGGACCACGGGGGCAGCUGGCCGUGGGUCAGUCCGUCAGAGGGCGGCCUGGGAGAGACUCGUUACCGCUACUGCCUCACCACCCUCACCGUGCCACCACGCUGCCUGGGCAUGGCGCGACGACGCCUGGGACGAGGGGGCAGGCUUUUGCUGGACAGGGCGCACACAGACUUUGACAAUGUAUUUCAUGGGCUGGACUCGGAAAUGCUUGACCUGCCGCCCCACUCUCCAGUCACAGACAAGUUUGCUAGUACCUCACAAACAAAUACCUCGGACAGAACCUCUUCUUCUUAUUCAUCCUCUUCUGCGGACCUCAGUCAGAUACUGUUGAACAUUAAGUCGAGCCGAUGGCGGCACUUUAGGCCUCGGACACUACCACUACACGACGAGGACAACGUGGUCACAGACCCCUUAUUCAGGAGGCUGGGCAGGGGCCUGAGUCGCAUCACCUCUACCCUGGCUGGCAACACUGGCCCCCUGAGAGGGGCUGGUCCCCCGGCCCCCACAGCUGCUUUUACCGCCCAACAAUACCAGCAGCAUCAGGAGCAGCUGGCCUUGAUGCAGAAACAGCAGCUGGAGCAGAUCCAACAGCAACUGCAAGCCAACAGCACCACCACUACUACCAAUAGCACGCAGGUUUUGGUGUCCAAGAUGUUAGAUUGUGCCAGUGCCCAGUUUGCUGCCUCUGCCCUGGUGACCACAGACCAGCUUCUGGCCUUGAAGACCAAGGAUGAGGGUGGACCGGGCAGCGGGGUCAACGGGGUCCUUCCACCCUCAGGUGUCUACAAGGGCUUUCACCUCACUAGCACAGCAUCCCCGUUGCCUGCAGCCCCCACCUCCACCCCUAGCCCUCUGACCACCACUACCCCCUCCUUCCCCUUCCUGUUGCCCAGCAACAACGGCACCACCCACGCCAACUCCACCACCACUCAGGUCCUGAUGGGGAACAACAACAACCUCCGUCUGAGCAUGUCCUCCCCCGGGGGACUCCUCACCAAGCGCCACAUACCCCGGACGCUAAGCCACGCUCCCGUGUCGUCAUCUGCCUUAAAGCUGGCUGCCACCGCUAACUGUCAAAUGCCUAAGGUCUCCACAAUCACCCCGUCAAUGGACCUGGUGUCAAGGGAAAAUCAGGAUCAAGAAAAGCCAGCACUAAACAGCAUUUCGGACAACACAGUGGCUAUGGAGGUCACGUGACCUCGGAACACGGACAGGACUGUGGGCUCACCCGGGAACUCAUUUAGGUGCUAUGCAUCGUAGAGUUGUGAAUGCAAGGAAGGGGUAGUGGAAUGCGCACACAGCAUACAACGCUGUCUCCAUAGUGACGGUUGGGACUUAAUUGCAAUGGUCGUCUCGUACUUUUUUCAUUUCCUAUUUGUUACUGUUACUGUUGAUAAGAAAUAUCAACAUCUGUAAUUAUGAAUAUGGCAAUUAUAUGUACAAUACCAGAUAUUUGUAAUCCCCCCCUUGUAUAUAAUGUUACUUGAAUACGGAAAUUGUUCAUUUGAUGUUUUGCACUUGGGAUUAAAAAAAAAAAAUGAAAAGACAAACUGCAACUGGUUCGGGUGUGAGUUGUACAACAGUGUCAUCAUCACGUCAGUGCAUGGUGUGAAACCUGCUGUUUUAUCUAUUUAUUGUGCCGUGUUUACAGUUCUUUUUCUUCUACGUUUUGUUAGUUUUUUUAAUGUUUUUUUUUGUCCACUGUACCCUCAUUGGUUCCCGUGCUGUAGUCUGGGUUUAGGUAGCUAUGAACUUCUCUGUAUUUUAUAUAUCUAUAUUGUGAACAUAACCAGGGGGUCCUCACUUUAAGAUUCCUGGCUGUUGGUUCAUUGUAUCAUGUAGAAACAAAUGGUGACAUGCAUUCAUACAGAGUCGGUGGCUGUGGAUUUAAGGCAUCGGUUUGUCAGUCAGAGGGUAAUCACUUAAGAUCUUCCAUUUUUAAAUUGUUCAUGAGACAAAGUAACACAAAGUCCUAGAAGUCACUGCUGCUUCUGACUUUUAUCUAAGCACUAUUUUUGUUUUCGAUGAAUGCUGCUUUUAUAUGAUUUAGGUCUCUGGUUUGUUUUCACAUCAGUACCUUUUUUUUAAGACCCCUUCCCCAAUUAUUUUGUGAAAAAUGUAAUUUUUUGUAUCCCCUUUCCAUUUUUGAUGAUGAUGAUUGUAUGUUCCUCAUUGAAAGACUUUAUUAUUUUGUUACUUGUUGAUGAAAUGCGAUCGGGUAGAGGAAUGUAGUAACAUCUUGAUUACAUGUAUCAUUCCAGUUUAUACAUAACAGAAGAAAACAUGUAUAAAAAGGCAGAUUUCUUUGCUUUUAGAAUAAUAAUUCUCCAGAACGCUGCGAGGCCAAGAUGAACCACAAGUAUCGGGUGCCUUCCUUUGGAAAUAGGAGCUCUCUUCUGUGAAGAGUACGGUACUAAACAAGGCUACUAGUUAGUUGUUGUUGUACCACCAAUAUGAAUGCCCAUUCCAAUGGCAUAAUUUAUCAAUUUUGUUUUUUCUAUCCACAAAAUGAAAAAUUAUCUUCUCACAAAAAAUAAAACCCAGGGCAUUAUGUGUUUGGA
Molecule: messenger RNA, 4108 nt
Organism: Salvelinus fontinalis (brook trout)
Lineage: Eukaryota; Metazoa; Chordata; Actinopteri; Salmoniformes; Salmonidae
Product: enhancer of polycomb homolog 1-like
Exons: 14
Coding region: 318-2744 (808 amino acids)
Biological process (GO): regulation of transcription by RNA polymerase II
Cellular component (GO): piccolo histone acetyltransferase complex
Source: RefSeq, a predicted model, not a curated record